This is a messenger RNA of Colletotrichum graminicola M1.001, 480 nucleotides long. RefSeq lists its product as uncharacterized. The record is from RefSeq and is a predicted model, not a curated record. The annotation marks the transcript as partial. The transcript has a single exon. NCBI's taxonomy places the organism in Eukaryota, Fungi, Ascomycota, Sordariomycetes, Glomerellales, Glomerellaceae.
AUGGCCACCGCCAAUGCCGCUACAGACCUACAAGACCUCCCUAAGGCCUACUGCCGCGCCUGGGCCUCGUGCGACCCAGCCCCGCUCCUCGCCCUCUUCGCUAAGGACGCCGUCAUGACGGACCACGGCGCCCAGAUCAACGUCCCCUUUGCCUUCCUCGAGCGCCACCACAAGCACUGGAACGGCGCACACAAGGACUUUGAGGUCUACCUUGACCCAAAGUACCCUGUCUACUGGGCUAACACAGACUGCGGUGAGGGUGAAGGGUACUGCAGCUUCCGCACUGUUAAUAGGGGGGUUUUUGUUAACGAUCUAGGUCGGCGCAAAGCUACAGGCCUGCCAUUUGAGUAUUCAGGCGUUAUUGAUUUAAAGCUAAAGGAUGGCAAGAUUGUACAAGCGGACGAAUGGCUAAGAGUUCCCUUUGAGGAUAGCGUUUCGCCUGAUAACUAUAUUACUAUCUCAGAUGAGAGUAUAAAGAAA